CAAGAUCGAGCAACAGAGAGACUCCACAUUCCACUAGCAAUUCAGACUUGACAGAAUCACCAUGUCGUCCUAUUCCAAGGCCAGCAAUGGUGGUGGGAAGCUGGUCUGCGUCACCGGCGCAGGCGGCUUCAUCGGCUCGUGGGUGGUCAAGGAGCUGCUCCUGCGCGGGUACCGUGUCAGGGGAACUGCAAGGGACCCUGCUGACAGCAAGAACGCGCACUUGCUUGCGCUGGAGGGGGCCAAGGAGAGGCUCACCCUCUGCCGCGCCGACGUCCUGGACUACGAGUCCCUCCGCGCCGCGUUCAGCGGAUGCCAUGGCGUCUUCCACGUCGCCUCCCCGGUGUCCAACGACCCUGAGCUCGUGCCGGUGGCCGUGGAGGGCACCAGGAACGCGAUCGACGCCGCGGCAGACGAGGGCGUUCGCCGCGUGGUCUUCACCUCCUCGUACGGCGCCGUCCACAUGGACCCCAACCGGAGCCCCGACGCCGUCCUCGACGAGACCUGCUGGAGCGACUACGAAUUCUGCAAGCAGACAGAUAACCUGUACUGCUGCGCCAAGAUGAUGGCGGAGAUCACGGCGACGGAGGAGGCGGCGGCGCGCGGGCUCCAGCUGGCGGUGGUGGUCCCCUGCAUGACCAUGGGCCCCAUGCUGCAGCAGGCGCUCAACUUCAGCAGCAACCACGUGGCGCGCUACCUCAUGGGCACCAAGAGGUCCUACCCCAACGCCGUCGCCGCCUACGUCGACGUCCGCGACGUCGCGCGCGCGCACGUCCUGGCGUACGAGCGCCCCGGCGCGCGCGGCCGCUACCUCUGCAUCGGCACCGUGCUGCAUCGCGCUCAGCUCAUCGCCAUGCUCAGGGAGCUCUUCCCGCAGUACCCCGUCACGGCCAAGUGUGAGGACGACGGCAAGCCGAUGGCGAAACCGUACAAGUUCUCCAACCAGAGGCUCAAGGACCUGGGCUUGGAGUUCACUCCGCCGAAGAAAAGCUUGUAUGAAGCAGUGGUGUGCAUGCAGCAGAAGGGGCACCUGCCAGUCAUCAGGGAGCAGCCUGCAUACUUGUAAAAUCCGGCCCGGCGCGCUGGGGACUUCCUGGAUGAAAUAAAAACACAAGGACAUUGCAAAUUUAGUACAUAUUUUUUUAAGUUAUUCUUGAAAAAAAAUCUACAAGUAUUUGGUGAAACAGGAGGGGUAUUCCUUACUGUAAGCAUUCUUGUAUGAUAUCAUACUACAUGUAAAACUGUUAAUGUGAUGGGUAAUAAGGUGCUUAAAAAUA
Messenger RNA from Panicum virgatum (switchgrass), 1274 nucleotides. RefSeq names its product cinnamoyl-CoA reductase 1-like. The transcript has 5 exons. Gene Ontology annotation, biological process: lignin biosynthetic process. NCBI's taxonomy places the organism in Eukaryota, Viridiplantae, Streptophyta, Magnoliopsida, Poales, Poaceae. The coding region runs from base 62 to 1063 and encodes 333 amino acids. The record is from RefSeq and is a predicted model, not a curated record. Gene Ontology annotation, molecular function: oxidoreductase activity, acting on the CH-OH group of donors, NAD or NADP as acceptor.